This is a messenger RNA of Mesorhabditis belari, 2115 nucleotides long. Lineage: Eukaryota; Metazoa; Nematoda; Chromadorea; Rhabditida; Rhabditidae. The record is from the annotation of a GenBank genome assembly.
AUGCCUUCACCACUUCGUCGAUCUUCUCGACAUCAUCCUUCAACAACUGUAGCUGAUCGAGAACGAGAGACUACGCAUAGGGAAAGAAAAGCAAGUGUCAAGGACAAGAUAUCAACGCCACAAAUUCGGAAAAGGAAAGUCGAAUUUGUUAAUAAUAAAAAUGAUGCAAAGGAUACGGUAAAGAAAACUCGAAAUGCAAUGUCAGCAAGCACGAAUAAAAAAUUGGUGGAGACGAUGAAGAGUCCAAUUAAAAUGAUGAAUACUUCAAGAAGAAAAAGGGGCGAACCUUUAUCUGAAGACGAACACAGUGAAAAACAAAAUAUUCAACCGAGAAAGCCAGAGACAAAGCUGCCGACGACAAUCACCGAAGCACUUGUCCCUCAUAGUCAAAAUUUGAUGCCAGAGAUGGAAACGCCUGAACAACGAAUCAUUGCUCCCACCAAAAAGGCCGACCAUGAGAUGACGGUUAAGGUUACAGCCAACGAUACACUCACCGUGCUUUUCCCGGAAAGGAAAGACAGCCCGAAUGAAAGACCACGAGCCGAAACGCCGAACGCAGACAAAACCCAGAGCUCAUCUAAAAUCGAUUCCCCGUUUUCUCCGACAGUCUACGAUGAGAAUAUAAUGUGGGGCGGAGUGUGUCAAUUGCCGCAAGAGUUCGGAUGUCUCUCAGAUGAGGAAUUCAAUGUUGAAGGACAGCGAUAUGUACGACUUACAUCAUUGCUAAACGAAGAGGGUUUUACUGUUCCUGUGACGAUCCCAGUGAAGAUUCGAAUUCCACGAGUUCAAGGAGUAGUAUAUAUGUGUCUCGCGGAUGCUUUCAAAGCCAAUUAUAUCCCAGUGAAAAGACGCUCUUUGGCAAGAUGGGUUUAUAUGAUUUUGAAAGGAGCGAAUCUCCUCGUUCACAAAGCUUUUUCUGAUCUUCUCUAUGAUUAUUCGAAUUUGUUUAACAUCAAGCUAACAAAGGGAAUGGAAAAGCCUCUCGAUGAAUUACCCUUUGUUUCUUUGAAAAGAUGUGAGAAAAACACUGUCGCUUAUGUGAAUGGAUUUGAUUUAUCAGCUUACCAAUAUAAACCACGUCAAUCAAAGAAAAAUUCUUCGCAAACCGAUCAAAACGUUUCUUCAAUUACUGAUGUUCAAUAUUUGAGUAAAUACAUCAAGAAGAUUGAAGGAACAUCUUUGGAAGAAGCUGAAGAAACUAUUAAAACUGGAGAAACGAGAAAGACUCCAUCACCGGAAAUGGAUAAAAAUAUCUCAAAUAAUAGCAUUCCUUUAACAAUCCGCGUCCUUAUCUGUUCGGGAUUCGAUGCGGGCAGUAAAGAGAUUGAUCUCGCCGUCAUUUUUUCUCUCCCAUUGUACAGAAUCAAAGCCGUCAUCUCUUCUUAUGCAACAAACAUUCGAGAGUUGACCAACUUCUUACAAGCGAAUAAAGAGCGCUAUCCGGGCACAUACGUCGGACUGAAUAUCAUGAUGUGGCGCUUCUUUCGAGAUUGUCGAAAUAAAAAGCUCAAACUUGAUGAGACACUGCUUAAAGAGCAUUCAAAGAGGAUUGCAUUACAAUUGGGGCUCAUCGAUUUCCGAGCAACCGAUACCUGGAUGAAUGCCUUUAAAAGAAGACAUCAGAUCGAUCUGUCAACUAUGAGCGGUGAGCCGGUGUCCUACCAAGAGGAGAACGGGACCGUUGUUUGCUCAAUUGAGCCACAAUGUGAUCAACCAUCAAUAGACGCAGAGUGCUCAGCUUGUCCAUCGCCAGAUUUGGAAGCAACUCGACCGAUUGAUAUUAUAAAUAUGAGCCUGGAAAGACACGAGUCGAUUUCCGGUGCCAGCGAUUUAAGAGAGAAUUCACCAGCGAGAGAUAUUUUGCCAGGGCCAUCAUCGGAAGUGAAUGAGCCACAAGUCGAACUAGAGCUCAUUAAAAGUUUAGUGAAAAGCACGUCUAUGCAUUGCUCAAAUACUGAGAUAGUCUCAGCCCUUGACACGAUUCGUUGCUUCAUAUUGCAUAAGGAUCCAAAAUUGUUAAUCCCAUUCGCCGAUCUUCAGACAAAAAUUUUUCAUCUUACAUUAAAGAAAGAGCCGCCAUCAAAUGAAGCUCUCAUCAGCGAAAAAUCGAUAAUU